ACUAUAUUUGGAUGUGUCUUGGAGAGCCCACGUUUAGAAAUGCUGACGACAGGCUUGAGGGCAGCUGAGCCCCACUAGACACCGAGGACACCCAUGGCCCUGGCUGCACCCUUCAACAUGACCCACCCACAGCCUGCCAUUGAAGGAGGGCUCUCCGAGGUCGAGACCAUCUCCCAACACGUCGAUGAGGAGACCACGAGCACUGCCCCGGGGCCGCUGCCCCCCCGGGCCCUGCCUCUGGCGGCGGUCGACCUGUCUACGGCGGGCUCGCAGCUCCUGUCGAACCUGGACGAAGAGUACCAAAGAGAAGGGUCUAACUGGCUGAAGCCCUGCUGCGGGAAGGGAGCGGCUGUGUGGCAGGUAUUUUUGCUCAGUGCGAGUCUCAACAGUUUCCUGGUAGCCUGUGUAAUAUUGGUGGCGAUCCUCCUGACCCUGGAACUGCUAAUAGAUAUAAAGCUUCUCCAGUUUUCCAGCGCGUUCCAGUUCGCCGGCGUCAUCCACUGGGUCAGUCUGGCCAUCCUCUCCGUGUUCUUCUCCGAGACUGUUCUACGGAUCGUGGUGCUUGGGAUCUGGGACUACAUCGAAAACAAAAUAGAGGUUUUUGACGGGGCUGUGAUCAUCCUGUCCCUGGCCCCCAUGGUGGCGUCCACCGUGGCCAACGGGCCCAGGAGCCCCUGGGACGCCAUCAGCCUCAUCAUCAUGCUUCGUAUCUGGCGGGUGAAGAGGGUCAUUGACGCCUACGUGCUGCCGGUGAAGCUGGAGGUGGAGCUGGUGGCCCAGCAGUACGAGAAGGCCAAGGCCAUGCAGGACGAGCAGCUGGAGCGGCUGACGCGGAUCUGCCAGGAGCAGGGGUUUGAGAUCCGGCAGCUGCGUGCGCACCUCGCGCAGCAGGACCUGGACCUGGCUGCGGAGCGCGAGGCAGCCCUGCAGGCCCCACAUGUGCUCACGCCACGGUGAAAGACGACAUGAACAGCUACAUCAGCCAGUACUACAACGGGCCCAGCAGCGACAGCGGUGUCCCGGAUCCAGCCGUGUGCGUGGUCACCACGGCCGCCAUAGACAUCCACCAGCCCAGCACCCCCUCGGACCUCUUCUCUGCCGACGCGCCCCUGAAGCCGGGCGGCAACGGCACCUGUGCCAGCCCCACUUCGGAGAGCGCUUCCCGCUCAGCCCGCAGCUCUCCACGGACUGCAGCACCGCCCGCGAGGAGCCGUCCUCGGAGCCUGGCCCCUGCCCCCUGCCACUGCCGCCUCCACCCCAGCAGCAGAUGGGGGAAGCCACUGUUCAGGACCUGUUGUCCUCCCUGUCGGAGGACCCCUGCCCACCCCAGAGGGCCUUGGACCCAGCCCCCCCGGCCCUUCCCGGCCUAACGGGCUCAGCCCACACCAGCCCCGAGCUGGAGCACAGGGUGAGUCUGUUCAACCAGAAGAACCAGGAGGGCUUCACCAUCUUCCAGACCAGGCCUGUCAUCCACCUCCAGCCCGCCGCACCCCUGCUAGAGGGCAAGUUCCGACCUCUGGAACCCAAAGAGCAGCAGCUGCACAGGGUCCCCGAGGCCUGAGCCUCCCAGCGGGCUGGGGGGGAAGAGGGGAGACAGCCAUCUUGAAGCUCUCCUGGGACCCCGGAGGCCACCAAGGGCCACCCACGGGGCCCAUGAGCCUGCCUGGCCUCCCUCAGGGUGCUGCCUGCCUCCAGGGAGGGGAGGCCAGGCCAGGAGGCCGCAGCCUGAGACCUCAAAGCCCAGAGCUGGCGCCUCCUCUCACCCUGCUCAGGGGAGGGUGGUGCUCAUGGCUGGAGUUUUUAACCGUUUUUACAAAACCAGCCUGCGGCCCAGCUGAGCGGGGUAGCGCGCGGGGCCAGCUCGGCCUCUUCUGUUGCCUUUGCUCCUGACGCCCACUGGCCCUGGGGACAGCACUGUGAGCAGCGGCCGCCCGGCCCCAACCCCAAGCCGUCUUUUCCAGGAAUCCUGGGUGGAGUCGACACAGUCACAGGACACCGGACACCGCCAUCUGAGCCUGUCAUCUGUCAUUCUCCAUUCCGGCAUGAGCAAUU
Messenger RNA from Tupaia belangeri chinensis (Chinese tree shrew), 2052 nucleotides. RefSeq names its product transmembrane protein 266 (gene TMEM266). The record is from RefSeq and is a predicted model, not a curated record. Lineage: Eukaryota; Metazoa; Chordata; Mammalia; Scandentia; Tupaiidae. Gene Ontology annotation, molecular function: voltage-gated channel activity. Gene Ontology annotation, cellular component: plasma membrane; dendrite.